Messenger RNA from Pteropus alecto (black flying fox), 2063 nucleotides. It is a transcript of the gene JAM3, whose product is annotated as junctional adhesion molecule 3. Gene Ontology annotation, biological process: angiogenesis; cell adhesion. NCBI's taxonomy places the organism in Eukaryota, Metazoa, Chordata, Mammalia, Chiroptera, Pteropodidae. The record is from RefSeq and is a predicted model, not a curated record. The transcript is spliced from 9 exons. Gene Ontology annotation, molecular function: protein homodimerization activity; protein heterodimerization activity. Bases 67 to 999 code for a protein of 310 amino acids.
CUGGACGCAUGCGCGCAAGGAAUCUUGGCUGCGCCUUGCGCCCGCGGUCCCCCAGCUCCCCUCGACAUGGCGCUGAGGCGGCGGCCGGGACUCCGGCUCUGCGACCGGCUGCCAGACUUCUUCCUGCUGUUGCUUUUCAGGGACUGCUUGAUAGGGGCUGUGAAUCUCAAAUCCAGCAACCGAAACCCGGUGGUACAGGAAUUUGAAAGUGUGGAGCUGUCUUGUAUCAUUACAGAUUCACAGACAAAUGACCCCCGGAUUGAAUGGAAGAAAAUUCAGGAUGCCCAAACCACAUAUGUGUUUUUUGACAACAAAAUACAGGGAGACUUGGCAGGUCGUGCAGAACUAUUGGGGAAAACCUCUCUAAAGAUCUGGAAUGUGACCCGGACAGACUCAGCCCUUUAUCGUUGUGAGGUGGUUGCUCGAAACGAUCGCAAAGCAAUUGACGAGAUUGUCAUUGAGUUAACUGUACAAGUGAAGCCAGUACCUCCUGUGUGCAGAGUCCCAAAGGCUGUGCCUGUAGGCAAGGCAGCGACGCUGCACUGCCAGGAGAGCGAGGGCUACCCCCCACCUCAUUAUAGCUGGUAUCGCAACGACGUGCUGCUGCCGACAAACUCCAGAGCCAAUCCCAGAUUUCGAAAUUCCUCUUUUCUCUUAAACUCUGAGACAGGCACUCUGGUUUUCAGUGCUGUUCACAAGGAGGACUCUGGGCAGUAUUACUGCAUUGCUUCCAACGAUGCCGGCUCAGCCAGGUGUGAGGAGCAGGAGAUGGAAGUCUAUGACCUGAACAUCGGCGGAAUUAUUGGAGGCGUUCUGGUUGUCCUAGCUGUGCUGGCCCUGAUAACAGUGGGCAUCUGCUGUGCAUACAGACGUGGUUACUUCAUCAGUAGUAAACAGAAUGGGGAAAGUUACAAGAAUCCAGGGAAGCCAGAUGGAGUUAACUAUAUCAGGACAAAUGAGGAGGGCAACUUCAGACAUAAGUCAUCAUUUGUGAUCUGAAAUUUGAUGGUGUGGCUGAGAGCACAUGCAAUACCUCUACUAGAAACUUCUAUCGAGAGCAUCCUGGAGCGAAGUGCACUUGGACAGAGCUAGACACUUGUGCAAAAGCUUUUUGUUUUGGCCAAAGUUGACCGCUACUUCUUACUUUUUAACAAGCCACAUGAAUAAAAGAAUUUUCCUCAAGAUGGGCACAGUCAUCACAAGGAAAAGAAAUUGAAUGAGUUCACUGAAGCUGAUUCCCAGUCUCUGGCCUGACUCCUUCCUGAGUGUUAGGGUGAUUUUAAAGCUCUUGCCCACAGACUCUGCUAGGCUGGGCACUGCGGGCCUGGGAGUGUAUUUGCCACUCGCUGUCAUCAGCCAGGGUGAGCCCCACGUGAAAGGUAACAUGGUAGCUGUGUCACACUAGUAGUGUAGGGGUUGGCAGUGUGACUCCCAGCUUGAAACCCUGCAACUGCAGAGUUUGAAUCAAUGAAUCCAGAAAAGAGGCUUUUUAUGGAAUGACCUUGUGUCACAGUGGCCCACAGACAACGCUGCACCAUUUCUUCUUAAAGGCUUUGUCGAUCAGUGUUGUAGUGUCCAUCUCGGAGAAUCUUUUUGGAUCAGCAUUUUAUAAUAACAGCCAAAAUCCACAAAGGUAAAUUGCUUGUUGAAAGAAGGGGCCUUCUUACCUGUAGGGAACCCCGCUUGUCCAUGGAGCAUUUCGGUAUUUAAGGAAAACUUCUAUUUAGGCUAAAUCUGAAAUGGUACUAAAAUAAUGUUCUGCUUUUCUAUGAGUGUUUAUUUUAUAAAAUUUUACAUUCUAAAUUUUUGCUAAAGAUGUAUUUUGAUUAUUGAAAAUUUCUAUUUAAACUGUAAAUAUGUUGUCAUACAAUGUUAAAUAACAUAUUUUUUAAAAAGUUCAACUUAAGGUAAGAGUUCCAAGUUCCUCGUGUUAAAUUGGAAAAUGUCAGUAAUUAAGAGUAUCUUAACCCAAGGAAUCCUGUCAAGGAGGCUUAUCGGAACAUUCCUUUUUCCACAUGCUUUAGCAAUUUUCACAAGAGAACUUAUGCUGUUUGUACACCAGA